CAUCAUAGGUAGAUGCACUUUGUAUUAUCCAAGACGACGAAGACGAUGUCAAGAAAACUAUCAAUCGGAUGGACCUAAUUUACGGAUACGCCCAACUCACUAUCAUCAACGCAUCCGGAGCGGAAGCCAAUUCCGGCUUCUCGCGCAGGUCAGACGACAAGCCCGUGCAAGUCAUAGAGACAUUGAAGCCAGGGCUGGAGGUCAUGCUUGCAACUCCCUUCGAAGACAGCUUGGAGCACACCAUCUAUGCAUCUAGAGCUUGGACAUUCCAGGAGCGUCUGCUAGCAUCACGGUGUGUAGUCCUCCUUGACGGCCGAACCUACUUCCACUGCCGCCGGGGCUUCUUCACAGAAGAUAUCAACAUAGACGCGAAAGGCCGGCAACACUCGCAGAUGGAGAUGUAUAGACUCCCUAUUGACGUACUCAACGAGCUGGCUGGAUACCGCUCAUUUGCGAGAGCCGUCCAGGAAUACUCCAAACGAAACCUGACCGACGAAAACGACGCCCUAAACGGCUUCGCCGGCACCCAAAACGUGCUCAGCAGCAAAGUCUACUCAUCAUUCUUCCAAGGCCUGCCCGCUGCGCAAUUCGAUCUCGCGCUACUCUGGCAGCCUGAAGGGCGGCUCCGGCGACGCAAGGGCUUCCCGAGCUGGUCGUGGGCGGGAUGGGAAGGCUAUGUCUCGUUCCAACCUCUCCUGAACGAGAUGUGGUACAAGAAGCUACACCGGUGGCUGCAUUUCCACACUUUCAUCGUCUGGUACCGGUUCUGCACGAAGACUAACCAGUGGAAGCCCGUCUGGAACGAAGAGGACCAUAGGGCAGCGUGCAAGUAUUACAAGGCUCCGUAUCUGUAUGCCGGGUAUGUCAAGGCGACGGAAGGCGUCUCGGAUCCGUAUGGACGGUCGAGCGAACCUCUGUCCUGGCUUCCGAAGGGGCGAACGACGCUGCCGUCUCCUCUGGACGGCGAGAUUGGAGUAUCGUCGACUGCUCUGCUCGCGUUCUGGACGUAUUGCACGAGCUUUCGUGUUGAGAUUGGCCCAGACAAUCCAGAUUCCAAAGACGACUCACAAAAUCAGGCAGACAGACCUCCUGGGAAAGACUUUUCCUCUAAUGGCAAUGCAAAGCCGCCAGCCGGCUUGCGAUACUUCGAUCUUCACGACUGCAACGGGAACGUCUGCGGCUAUUUAGAUGUCGAUUGCAGCCAGACCGUUCAAACUGGAGCCGUUCUCGAUGUGCUAGUGUUGUGUGAGGCUGAGCUCUCGAAGAAAGAGGACGAUGUCGAAGACCCCUGGCGUGUUGGGUAUGCAGCGGAAUUGGUCGAGAAGUGGAGUGCUGUGGUUGUCAUGGCAGUUAUGUGGCAGGACGGGGUAGCUGAGAGGGUAGCCCUGGGGAAGUUGAUGAGAGCGGCGUUGGAGAAAGGGGUGAGCGGGGGAGAUGGGGAAGGGGGUUGGCGGAGGGCGGAGAAGGUGUGGAGGGAAGUGCUUCUGAGAUAGUCUAGGGAACUAGAAAGCCUCAUCACGCCAAAGGACUUACAGUACUAGGACGAAGGUUUCCUCGCACCUUUCUGACACCGCUUGUGUUGCUUGAAGACCUAGAGCGAUUCGCCAAAGGUCUAGUCUGUGUACACCUUUCUUCCACCGCCUGAAGU
This is a messenger RNA of Mytilinidion resinicola, 1648 nucleotides long. RefSeq lists its product as uncharacterized. The record is from RefSeq and is a predicted model, not a curated record. Bases 69 to 1493 code for a protein of 474 amino acids. The transcript has 3 exons. Lineage: Eukaryota; Fungi; Ascomycota; Dothideomycetes; Mytilinidiales; Mytilinidiaceae.